GCCGAAUCUCGUCUCUUCUCCCGGUAGGGCAUUCCUUGCCUGGCCCGGCCCCUGGGGACAACCACGCCCCUCGCAGUUGUGGAGGCGGAGCGACUGCAAAUCUCUUGGAAGGUCUUAUUUACUUCCUCAGCAGGCUGAGAAACAGAUAACAGUUUUCAGAAUCAUUUGGUAAAACUUCGCAACUGACCUGGAAAAAGAACAAAAAUGAUAGUCCUUAGCCAACUGGGGCCUUGCUGUAUUGUGACACUUCAGUACAGAGUAGUCUAGAUGCAGCCCUGACUGGUAGAGGGCUAUCUAAGGGAUCUAUGAAGGUUUCUUCUAAGGUGAACUACAGCUGGCACCCAGCAUCUUCUUUCUCUUCUUCAGUGCCAACUGUGAAGCUCUUUAUUGAUGGGAAAUUCAUUGAAUCCAAAAGUGACAAAUGGAUUGACAUCCACAACCCAGCCACCAAUGAAGUCAUUGGCCGGGUGCCUCACUCUACCAAGGCUGAGAUGGAUGCAGCCGUUGCCUCCUGCAAACGUGCUUUUCCUGCCUGGGCAGACACAUCCAUACUCAGCCGUCAGCAGGUCCUGCUCCGCUAUCAACAGCUUAUUAAGGAAAACUUGAAAGAAAUCGCCAAGUUAAUCACACUAGAACAAGGGAAAACCUUAGCAGAUGCUGAAGGAGAUGUAUUUCGAGGCCUUCAGGUGGUGGAGCAUGCCUGCAGUGUGACAUCCCUCAUGCUGGGAGAGACCAUGCCAUCCAUCACCAAAGACAUGGACCUCUAUUCCUACCGCCUGCCCCUGGGGGUAUGCGCAGGCAUCGCUCCGUUCAAUUUUCCUGCCAUGAUCCCCCUCUGGAUGUUUCCCAUGGCCAUGGUGUGCGGAAAUACCUUCCUGAUGAAACCAUCAGAGAGAGUUCCCGGAGCAACCAUGCUUCUUGCUAAGUUGCUGCAGGACUCAGGGGCCCCUGAUGGAACACUGAACAUCAUCCACGGACAACAUGAAGCUGUAAAUUUCAUCUGUGAUAAUCCGGACAUCAAAGCAAUCAGCUUUGUGGGCUCCAACCAGGCAGGAGAGUACAUCUUCGAGCGAGGAUCAAGAAACGGCAAGAGGGUUCAAGCCAAUAUGGGAGCCAAAAACCAUGGGGUGGUCAUGCCAGAUGCCAAUAAGGAAAAUACCCUGAACCAGUUGGUCGGGGCAGCAUUUGGAGCUGCUGGUCAGCGCUGCAUGGCUCUUUCAACAGCAAUCCUUGUGGGAGAAGCCAGGAAGUGGCUGCCAGAGCUGGUGGAGCGUGCCAAGAACCUGAGAGUCAACGCAGGAGACCAGCCUGGGGCUGAUCUUGGCCCCCUGAUAACUCCCCAGGCCAAAGAACGAGUCUGUAACCUGAUUGAAAGUGGACCAAAGGAGGGCGCUUCCAUCCUUCUUGAUGGGCGAAAAAUUAAAGUGAAAGGCUACGAAAAUGGUAACUUUGUUGGACCAACCAUCAUCUCAAAUGUAAAGCCAAAUAUGACCUGUUACAAAGAAGAGAUUUUUGGUCCAGUGCUUGUGGUUCUGGAGACGGAAACAUUGGAUGAAGCCAUCAAGAUCGUAAAUGACAACCCGUAUGGAAAUGGAACAGCCAUCUUCACUACAAAUGGAGCCACUGCUCGGAAAUACUCCCACCUGGUGGACGUCGGACAGGUGGGAGUGAAUGUUCCCAUUCCAGUGCCUUUGCCAAUGUUCUCAUUCACUGGUUCUCGAUCUUCCUUCAGGGGAGACACCAACUUCUAUGGCAAACAGGGCAUCCAGUUCUACACUCAACUAAAGACUAUCACAUCUCAGUGGAAAGAAGAGGAUGCUACUCUUUCAACACCUGCUGUAGUCAUGCCUACCAUGGGCCGUUAGAAAGAAACCUGGGACAGACUCAGCCGACCUCAAGUAACCUCCUUUGGUCUUGCCCAGUCCAUUUGCCACCUUGCUCGGAUCGGAUCCUGGGGAUCGGCAUCCAUUGUAACUGAACUCUUUCUCAGGACUAAUGCCUCCUUUUUUCAAAGUUGCUGUAGGGAGACUCCUCGUGUAAUCAUGAAACUAGAUUUUCACUUGCUUUUCAUUCUUCUUUUCUGAAGUAACUGUUUUAAUUGUGAAAUGUUUAUCUGAAAUAAGAGCACAGAGCAGUUUUCU
Messenger RNA from Ochotona princeps (American pika), 2141 nucleotides. RefSeq names its product aldehyde dehydrogenase 6 family member A1 (gene ALDH6A1). Gene Ontology annotation, cellular component: mitochondrion. The record is from RefSeq and is a predicted model, not a curated record. Lineage: Eukaryota; Metazoa; Chordata; Mammalia; Lagomorpha; Ochotonidae. Bases 306 to 1865 code for a protein of 519 amino acids. Gene Ontology annotation, molecular function: methylmalonate-semialdehyde dehydrogenase (acylating, NAD+) activity; malonate-semialdehyde dehydrogenase (acetylating, [NAD(P)+]) activity. The transcript has 13 exons. Gene Ontology annotation, biological process: L-valine catabolic process; thymine catabolic process.